UUUUUUUUCUUGCUGUCACUCAUCACAACCUAAUCUAACCUCCUUAGUCUUGUAAGAAUACCAAGCUCUCGAACCAUAAAGAGACCCUUUUGCCGUUGGUUUACUCCUUCACCAGAAAACAAUGAAGUUCUAAUGGAGGACAGAAAAGCCAACACAAUCUCUGCGAUAGCGGUGAUUGCACUGAUCAUAUUCAUCAUCGUUGCACGCGUCUCCCUGAAGCUUUCACACGCCUUCUUCCUCAUAUGUGGCGCUUCUAUUGCUGUGAUAAUCGCGGUCUUUUCAUGUGCAUUCAUAAGGCACCGUUACCACCGCCGGAGGAGGUUGUUGGAGUCACAGUUGAAGACGGAAGGGCGAGAGCUUCGAAUAGAGUACAGUUUCUUAAGAAAAGUUGCCGGGGUUCCCACGAAGUUCCGUUACAAGGAGCUUGAGGAAGCAACGGAUGGGUUUCAAUCACUGUUGGGAAGAGGGUCCUCGGCUUCGGUCUUCAAAGGCAUUCUCAGCGAUGGAACUUCGGUUGCGGUGAAACGGAUCGACGGAGAGGAGCGUGGGGAGAAGGAGUUCAGAUCAGAAGUUGCCGCCAUUGCUAGCGUGCACCAUGUCAACCUGGUGCGCAUGUUUGGUUAUUGCAACGCCCCGACAUCGCCUAGGUACCUUGUUUAUGAGUACAUCCCAAACGGGUCUUUGGACUGUUGGAUCUUUCCCUCAAGGGAAAAGCGUGCACGUAAAAGUGGGUGUUUGCCGUGGAAGUCGAGGUACAAGGUUGCGAUUGAUGUUGCGAGAGGGUUGUCUUAUCUUCACCAUGAUUGUAGGAAGAGGGUUUUGCACCUUGACGUGAAACCCGAGAAUAUACUGUUGGAUGAGGAUUAUAAGGCUCUUGUUUCUGAUUUUGGUCUCUCGACGCUUGUUGGCAACGACGUGAGUCAGGUGAUGACAACAAUGAGGGGGACAAGAGGGUACUUGGCUCCUGAGUGGCUUUUGGAAAGAGGGGUGUCCGAGAAAACUGAUAUUUACAGUUAUGGGAUGGUUUUGUUGGAAAUAAUUGGAGGGAGAAGGAAUGUUCUUAGGGUGGAGGAUCCGAGAGACAGCACUAAGAAAAAGUGGGAGUUUUUUCCUAAGAUUGUUAACGAGAAAGUGAGGGAGGGGAAGUUCAUGGAGAUUGUGGAUCAUAGGUUGAUUGAAAGUGGGGGUGUUGAUGAGAGUGAGGUGAUUAGAUUGGUGUAUAUUGCAUUGUGGUGUAUACAAGAGAAGCCAAGGUUGAGACCUACCAUGGCACAUGUGAUUGAUAUGCUUGAACAGCGUGUGAGGGUGGAUGAACCCCCUGGUUCCAGAAUGAUUCUUGUUGAUUUACUAGCCGUUGAUGAAGACCCUGUAGAUCAUCGAAAUCUUGCAAGGUUGUUGACCUCUGUUUCCAGCAAUGUCGAUUGCACAUCUACUUACUCACUGGGAACAACUAUUUUAUCUGGCAGAUAGUAACUUCUCUUUCACCCUACUUUUUGCUUCUCAUUACUUACUUCAAUUGUAUAAAUUGGGACACAGUUCUAAUAUUUUCAGUGUGGAAAUUAUAUACAUAUACAGAGUUUAUCCUUUUUUUGUUUCUCUAUAA
This is a messenger RNA of Vigna unguiculata (cowpea), 1603 nucleotides long. Its product is annotated as putative receptor-like protein kinase At5g20050. Gene Ontology annotation, molecular function: protein kinase activity; ATP binding. The record is from RefSeq and is a predicted model, not a curated record. Gene Ontology annotation, biological process: protein phosphorylation. Lineage: Eukaryota; Viridiplantae; Streptophyta; Magnoliopsida; Fabales; Fabaceae.